AGCAGGAAGGAAAGAGAACUAAGGUCGCUGUCAGAUAUUUUUAACCAUUUUCGCUGUAGAUUGCUUCAUCACAUUGAGGUUUUUCUUCCAUCAUCAUGUUUUUGAAAAGAAACACCUGUUUGGUGGUUGUUUUGUUGUGUUCUCUGACCUUGUGGUGCAAGUCCACCAGCGCAGGCUCCAGUUAUCUCAGCCCUUCACAAAAACCUCAGAUCAAGGGGAAAUCAUCCAGAGUCGGCCGCCAAGCCAUGGAAGAGCCUCGUCAACCCGCUGAGGACAACCACAUCACAAUCAGUGCCCCCUUUGAGAUUGGCUUCACCAUGAGAGAGGAGGACUUUGAGGAGUACGGUGUAGUGCUGCAGGAGAUCAUUCAGCGUGUGCUGGGAAGCACUGAAGCUGCACCAGAGACACCAUCACAACUUUGAAGAUCAUGGACAAGAAUUUAAAAUUUGCUGUCUCAAUGCCUUCCAAAUUCAACUAUAUUAGAUAGUGAUCAUUAAGCGAUUAGCCUGUAGACAUGCUGGUCUCCUUUUUCACAACUUCAUUUAUUCUUUAGCUCAAGGCUCUUCAACACAUUGUUACUCAGACUGAGACUAAUUAAGUUGCCGUCUGUACCACUAAAUCUUAGAGAACCCUACUGAUGUCCGUCAUUACAAACUAAAACAUUAAACUGUUUAUCAGGUGAAACCGUGUGUAAAACUUAAUCUUCAAUACUCGAGAUCUUUUUUGGAGCUUUCAACCACAUCUCAGGGUCUUCAUCAGUGAUGGAGUUGGUUCAGCUGCCAUCACACAACCUUAUCAUGGAGCUUAGCUGCUGUAAAUAUGGUUGAAAAUGAGUUUAAUAUACAAUAAGCUGAUAGAAGGAAAUUGAGUUAAAAUUAUUUUUGUCAAACUACUGUUGUAAAGGUUAAUACUGAACUUCCACUUUCAAAAGUGUAAAAUUUUCAGCAGAUAAGUUGCUCAUAUUCAUACCUGUGUAGUGAUCUAAUGUUAUUUGACAUUAAAAACACCCAAUAUCUAUUAUUCUUAUCUAUCUUCAGAGACCCAACAUGUGCCUGUAAAAAUAAAGCAUCA
Sebastes umbrosus (honeycomb rockfish) is the source of this 1071-nucleotide messenger RNA. It is a transcript of the gene ghrl, whose product is annotated as ghrelin/obestatin prepropeptide. The transcript has 4 exons. Gene Ontology annotation, molecular function: growth hormone-releasing hormone activity. Bases 96 to 422 code for a protein of 108 amino acids. Gene Ontology annotation, cellular component: extracellular region. NCBI's taxonomy places the organism in Eukaryota, Metazoa, Chordata, Actinopteri, Perciformes, Sebastidae. The record is from RefSeq and is a predicted model, not a curated record.